AUGGCCAAUAAUAUGCAUAAUAUCAUCAGAACUCGACGCACAUCAACACCCCGACACUGGCAUGCAACAAUACCUACAUCGACACAGCACCUGGUAUCACCUUCAUCAACUAAAUCAGCCUUCCACCUCCCUCUGAGUCCGGAUAAAUAUCACUGUGAUCAAUCGUACAUCACCAAGCAUACUACGGAUGCACGUAUGCGUAGCGCUGUCGGUCUUUAUGAGGAUUCUGGCUGGCCCUCCUACGUUGAUAACAAUGGCGAUGGCUUCCUACUGGCAUGGAGAAUGGUCCAUGAUGCACCUCGAUCUCCAGCUACUGAAAAAGAUGGAAGUUACGUUGCUAACCAGGGUGAUCCGGCUGGAAGUUAUGGAGCCGGUAUUGAAUGGCACGGUAGAAGUUUGCUUGUGACAGACGUCGUGGGAUCACAUACCGUGACUGACGUCUUCAUUUACGCUAAUGUGUAUGUUAAUGUCCUGGAUAUGAGCUUUUCCACAAGACAAUUGAUAACUGACAGGUAUAUUUUGGCUUGACUGAAGAAGCAUUGGAUAUCCAAAGGCCAUCUACUGUAAAAAGGAAAAAUAGAUUAACA
Zychaea mexicana is the source of this 587-nucleotide messenger RNA. RefSeq lists its product as uncharacterized. Bases 1 to 528 code for a protein of 175 amino acids. The transcript has 5 exons. Lineage: Eukaryota; Fungi; Mucoromycota; Mucoromycetes; Mucorales; Lichtheimiaceae. The record is from RefSeq and is a predicted model, not a curated record.